Messenger RNA from Oreochromis aureus, 3222 nucleotides. RefSeq names its product E3 ubiquitin-protein ligase RING2-A-like. The coding region runs from base 341 to 1525 and encodes 394 amino acids. Gene Ontology annotation, biological process: negative regulation of DNA-templated transcription. Gene Ontology annotation, molecular function: ubiquitin protein ligase activity; chromatin binding. The transcript is spliced from 7 exons. NCBI's taxonomy places the organism in Eukaryota, Metazoa, Chordata, Actinopteri, Cichliformes, Cichlidae. The record is from RefSeq and is a predicted model, not a curated record. Gene Ontology annotation, cellular component: PcG protein complex; ubiquitin ligase complex.
CUGCAAUACUCAAAACUGCCGUUUGGGGCACUGCCGCCGCAAAGCGGUGAGCAGCUUUACCGGGAGCCGCAGAAGAAGAAGGGAAAAGAUGGCCACGGCUAAUGUUAAGUAGCUUAUGACUGUCGAAAAAUGUUUCGUUCUUGAUAUUUUUGGCCGCUGUAGUUUUGUAGCGAGGCUCCGUGACAACUUAAAACCCCUCCGCCGACAUCGUAAAGACUGUGGCGGGAAGCCGAGCCCCGCUGCGCGCUGUUCGUAGCGGUGUAGCGGCUCUGUUUGUGCAGCGGUGUCAGCUGCCGUCACUUAAACGUCAGUGAGGAUUGAUUGGGGAGGAAGCACAGCCAUGGCAGCUCCUGUAAACAUCCAGGCUCCCAGUAAGACCUGGGAGCUGAGUCUGUACGAGCUGCACAGGAGCCCUCAGGAGGCCAUCAUGGACGGGACGGAGGUAGCUGUGUCUCCUCGCUCUCUGCACAGCGAGCUCAUGUGUCCCAUCUGUCUGGACAUGCUGAAGAACACCAUGACCACCAAAGAGUGUCUGCACCGCUUCUGCUCAGACUGCAUCGUCACCGCGCUGCGAUCUGGGAACAAGGAGUGUCCAACCUGCAGGAAGAAGCUGGUUUCUAGGCGUUCGCUGCGCAGAGACUCAAACUUCGACGCACUGAUCUCGAAGAUCUACCCGAGUCGUGACGAGUACGAAGCCCACCAGCGCCGCGUCAUUGAACGACUCAACCGGCUGCACAACAAGGAGGCGCUGAGCUCCAGCAUCGAGGAGGGGCUCCGGCAGCAGGCCCGCUACAGGUCCGAGAGGAACCACCGGGUGAAGAAGCCCACUCAGGAGAGUGAUAACACCACCUACAGUGGUGGGGAGGACAACGGGGACUCCCGCUCACACCUCUCCCACGACUCCGCCCCCUCGCACACACCCCACCCUUGUGGUCAGACGCCUCCAGAGGCCGGGCCGAGCCGCAAGCGGCCACGUCCGUCCGAGGAUGGCUCGGGGCCUGAGGUGGACAGCGAGAGCCCGACUCCCCCUCUGAGACGCCACAAAGAGGGGCCGUCCUCUGAGAUCGAGCUGGUGUUCAGACCACACCCACAGCUGGUCCACGCCCAGGACUACAACCAGACCAGAUAUGUGAAGACAACAGCUAACGCUACGGUGGACCAUCUGUCCAAGUACCUCGCACUGCGCAUCGCUCUGGAGGACCGACGGCCCGAGAGGGACCCCGAGGACCAAGGACGAGAGGAGGCGGGAGGAGAAGAGGUGCGAGCUGAGGGGGAAGGAGGUGAAAACGAAGGGACAGGAAACGCCGAGGGGACUAGACUGAGCAACGUCAGCGAGAAGCAAUACACCAUCUACAUCAUGACGAGGGGAGGCCAGUUCUCUACCCUAAACGGCUCGUUGACUCUGGAGUUGGUGAAUGAGAAGUACUGGAAGGUCAGGAAGCCUCUGGAGCUGUACUACGCCCCCACCAAAGAGCAGCAGCAGCCCCAGCAGCAGCAGCCUCCUACCCCACAGAGGGAGGCCUGAGGGGGAGCGGUGGGCUGCUUUCCUCUCCAACCUUGCUCUUCGUUUUCUUUCCUUUUUUAUGAGAAGUUAGUUCAGCUGCCACAGUUUCACAGAAAACCUGCGUCAUGUUUUUCUUAGUUCACUGUUAUUGACAGGGUUCUCUUCAUCUCCUCACUGGACUGGCUGUAACAUGUGAGCUGAUUUCUCAGCAGACAAACUGAUCUGAGAGUCUACAGAGUGAAACUAAAGCAGCAGCUGCUGGAGUUCAGCUGUUUUUGAUGCUUUCAAGUCAGCCGUGUGCGCUGGACAAAGCCAGAUGUUCUCCAUGCUUCUCUAACACGCAGACACAGAAGCGGUGUACGAGUGAGCAGCUGCAGCAGCUUCCUCAUAUCUACAUGUCUGAGGUGCCAAAAUAAAAGCACCAAUUCAAAAUGUGACUGUGUAUGAAAAGAAAAAAAAUUAUUUUCCUUUUGCAGAAAUGACCAAAACAGCAAAACUUUGGAAACUGUACAAACGAUGAUAAACUAGUUUAAAAGAGAGCUGUAUCUAUGAUUUUCAGCAGGAGAAAUAAGUCUUAAAUAUUUUUGGAGUCAUUUUUCAGAAAGAUUUUCUAGAUGGAAAUGUUCAGGGUUUAUCUGUCGAAAGCUUUUUUUUUUUUUUAAUGUAAGACCAACUUUGGGAUCAAACUCGCGUUUUUCUCAGUGUUGCCUCCGCCCCACUCACUCUGCUUUUAAGACACGGUGAAAGUAUAAAGCUCAUCUACUCGUGCACCUCCGGCUGUUCUUCAUUUAUUUGUAUUUUGUUGAUCUCUUGGCGGAAGCCGGUCGUGUCAGAAAAAGGUCGUUGGGCAGGAUUUUUUUUAUUUUCAUGAGGUCCCCAGAUGUGGUGAAGAGGGCGAGUUGUGAGCAGCGAUCGUUUCACAAACUCUGACCCUCAGGAUGUUACAGUGAACAGCUGCUCCAUCGUCAGUGGCGAUGGUCCUCCGUGGCGGAGCCUGAGGUUUGCGCGGCACAUGAAGAUGACGUCGAGCGAGAGAUUUACCAAAUGAUAAUGAAACAUUUGACCUACAGUGUUUAUUUACUGCUUUCUAUAGAAGAGCUCAGAGGCUUUGUGAACAUGUGACCAUCUUUUCCACAAACUGAUGAAUUAAAAACAGUCACAGCGACUCGUCGGCCGGUUUCAUUCCUGAAAUCUUUGUUACGUCUUCAGGCUUUGCUGCUGUGGGACAGCUCGGCACUAAAAACAACUCUGCAGUCAGCGCGCGCUCAGUUGAACCUGUUGCUCGAGGUUAUGGUAGCGAACAGGAUGAACUCUUUAUUCUCCUCCCUGCUCGUUACAGCAGCGGUGAUGAGGCGGGAGCAGUUCUUCGAAACAUUUCCUUAAUUUAAUAAAAAGUUGUAAGCAGAUGUUAAAACCCAUAUUUUGCUAGUCUUGAAUGUUUACGUCGUCUACAGCUGCAGCUGUGCAGUAACACGUUUCAAACACUGGCAUGAAAAAGCGUUUCUCUGAAAGCCACCAGCCCGCUCGGGUCCUGCUGCUUCAAGCCUUUGCUCCACUUCUUACGCACUUUAAACUUCCUGCAGCCAUAUCAUUUUUCCCAUGUCACCUCAGUUUCUGUGGGAUGUCUCUAUAUUAGAAUAAAGCAAUAUUUCCUUUCUGAUGUGUGAUACUGUUUUUCCUCCUGUCACCAAUGCAGCACAAUAAACUGUUUGACUCUA